UCUGCUUCACUCCUUCUCUCUCUAAAGCAAACUGCGGCUCAACCACUCCGCCGGCCGUUCCCGCCAAAACCCAGUUUUCUCAUUGCCUUUUGCUGCCGUCCGUUCAUUUUCCUUCUUUCCAUCUCCUUAUCUACCGAAUAUUAUUUGGCCUUUGGGAUCUUCCAACUCAAGGCGAUGGAUACCUCGUCUGUGCUUUUUAACCAGCUCAAGGGUGCUGAGCCAUUUUUCUUAUUAGCUGGUCCCAAUGUUAUUGAAUCCGAAGAUCAUAUUCUAAGGAUGGCUAAACACAUCAAGACUAUUGCUACCAAGCUUGGGUUGCCUCUGGUUUUCAAGUCAAGCUUUGACAAAGCUAACCGAACGUCCUCCAAAUCAUUUCGUGGUCCAGGAAUGGCUGAAGGCUUGAAGAUUCUUGAGAAAGUUAAAGUAGCAUAUGACAUUCCUAUUGUAACUGAUAUCCAUGAAACUAUUCAGUGUGAACCGGUUGGAAGAGUUGCUGAUAUUAUUCAGAUUCCUGCAUUUUUAUGUCGUCAGACAGAUCUUCUAGUUGCUGCAGCCAAGACUGGAAGAAUCAUCAAUAUCAAGAAAGGCCAGUUCUGCGCUCCUUCUGUCAUGGUAAAUUCUGCAGAGAAGAUUAGAUUGGCUGGGAAUCCAAAUGUGAUGGUUUGUGAGAGAGGCACCAUGUUUGGCUAUAAUGAUUUGAUUGUUGAUCCACGUAAUUUGGAGUGGAUGAGGGAAGCAAAUUGCCCUGUGGUAGCAGAUAUCACACAUUCAUUGCAACAGCCAGCUGGAAGAAAGUUGGACGGUGGAGGUGUAGCCAGUGGAGGCCUUCGUGAACUUAUACCAUGCAUUGCAAGGACUGCAGUUGCUGUUGGAGUGGAUGGAAUUUUCAUGGAGGUGCAUGAUAAUCCUCUGAAUGCACCAGUCGAUGGUCCAACUCAAUGGCCUCUACGCCAUUUGGAGGAACUUCUGGAAGAGCUAAUGGCAAUAGCUAGGGUAAGCAAAGGGAAGCAACGCUUCAACAUUGAUCUCACACCAUAUCAUGAUUAGGAAGGUUUCCAGAGUUCUCUAAGUGGGUAAGCAGGUGAUUGUUUUCCAUUUCAAGCUCGUUUCGGUACAAGAACAUGACAAUCGUCCAUAGACAUAAGCGUUGUUGUGUACAUUUCAGCCAGGAUUGAUUCUUGAAUGUUGCCACUGUGAGUUGUUAGUACUACAUGAUUGCUCUAUAAAUGCAUUUGUAGAUUAGGAUGAAAUUAUGAACAUAUUAGGCUAAAUGGUUGUAAUUGUAUCUAGGAUUUCGCUCACAGAUGGUGUAUGCACAUUCAAUCUAAGUCUACGUAGACAAUUAUUUGUUAUUAGUCAUCGCUUGAAAAAACUUGAUUUGAAUGAUGAUUUUAAUAAUAAAUAAUUUUCAUAUGAAUAUUUUAUGUUGUUCUA
Molecule: messenger RNA, 1434 nt
Organism: Theobroma cacao (cacao)
Lineage: Eukaryota; Viridiplantae; Streptophyta; Magnoliopsida; Malvales; Malvaceae
Product: 2-dehydro-3-deoxyphosphooctonate aldolase 1
Biological process (GO): biosynthetic process
Cellular component (GO): cytoplasm
Molecular function (GO): 3-deoxy-8-phosphooctulonate synthase activity
Source: RefSeq, a predicted model, not a curated record